CGUGCUGCGGCCGCCCGGGCGGACCCGGCGAGAGGCGGCGGCGGGAGCGGCGGUGAUGGACGGGUCCGGGGAGCAACCCAGAGGCGGGGGGCCCACCAGCUCUGAGCAGAUCAUGAAGACAGGGGCCCUUUUGCUUCAGGGUUUCAUCCAGGAUCGAGCAGGGCGAAUGGGGGGAGAGACACCUGAGCUGGGCCUGGAGCAGGUGCCCCAGGAUGCAUCUACCAAGAAGUUGAGCGAGUGUCUCAAGCGCAUUGGAGAUGAACUGGACAGUAACAUGGAGCUGCAGAGGAUGAUCGCAGCCGUGGACACGGACUCCCCCCGAGAAGUCUUUUUCCGAGUGGCGGCCGAAAUGUUUGCUGACGGCAACUUCAACUGGGGCCGGGUGGUCGCACUUUUCUACUUUGCCAGCAAACUGGUGCUCAAGGCCCUGUGCACCAGGGUGCCCGAACUGAUCAGGACCAUCAUGGGCUGGACACUGGACUUCCUUCGAGAUCGGCUGCUGGGCUGGAUCCAGGACCAGGGUGGUUGGGACGGCCUCCUCUCCUACUUUGGGACGCCCACGUGGCAGACGGUGACCAUCUUCGUGGCCGGAGUGCUCACCGCCUCGCUCACCAUCUGGAAGAAGAUGGGCUGAGGCCGCCAGCCGCCUUGGACUGUGUCUUUUCUGCAUAAAUUAUGGAAUUUUUCCAGCGGGGUGGGGGGAUCGGGGGCCACGGGGGCAUUUUUCUUACUUUUGUAAUUAUUGGGCUGGAGGGCGGGCGAGUGAGGAGUGGUCUCUGAGGACAAUAAACCUCUCUCGGGCCACA
This is a messenger RNA of Phacochoerus africanus (Common warthog), 806 nucleotides long. It is a transcript of the gene BAX, whose product is annotated as BCL2 associated X, apoptosis regulator. Gene Ontology annotation, cellular component: mitochondrial outer membrane. The coding region runs from base 56 to 634 and encodes 192 amino acids. Gene Ontology annotation, biological process: extrinsic apoptotic signaling pathway in absence of ligand; intrinsic apoptotic signaling pathway in response to DNA damage; release of cytochrome c from mitochondria. NCBI's taxonomy places the organism in Eukaryota, Metazoa, Chordata, Mammalia, Artiodactyla, Suidae. Gene Ontology annotation, molecular function: protein homodimerization activity; protein heterodimerization activity; channel activity. The transcript is spliced from 6 exons. The record is from RefSeq and is a predicted model, not a curated record.